This is a messenger RNA of Aspergillus caelatus, 1002 nucleotides long. RefSeq lists its product as uncharacterized. NCBI's taxonomy places the organism in Eukaryota, Fungi, Ascomycota, Eurotiomycetes, Eurotiales, Aspergillaceae. The record is from RefSeq and is a predicted model, not a curated record. Bases 1 to 1002 code for a protein of 333 amino acids. The transcript is spliced from 3 exons.
AUGGAAGACCUGGUAUACGAGCUGGACCACCUGGUAUACGAGCUGGACCCGAAGGGUGACAUCUUCCUCAUUCUGGACAAUGUAUCUAAGGAUCUGCCGGACAACCUACGGGAUCUUACCACGUCGUCGGGGUGGCCAGAUGGACUCAGUAACCCUACACCUCCAGAAAGCGACCAGCAUAAAGCCGAGAAAAGCGCGGACAGAGGAGGUCAAAACAAUGAGAUUGAGUCGACCAAUGCCCCUGAAUGUACUCCGCGGCGCCGUCUGCAGAUCCGUGUGUCGUCAAAACAUCUGGUAUUGGCCUGCCCGCAAUUUGAACGGUCGUUGCAAGAUGGCUUUGAGGAGGGUACUACGCUGAAAGCCACAGGCAGUCUCCAAUUCCCUGUACAGGAUUGGGAGGCCAUACCUUUUUUAAUCCUGAUGUUGAUUAUCCACCAUCGAGCACGAAUGGUGCCUCGGGAAGUGUCUUUAGCCAGGCUAGUGGAGAUCGCGCGGUUGGUUGAUUACUACGAAUGCUAUGAGGCAGUAGAGCCGUUCUCGGGUCCUUGGCUCAUCAAUCUAAAGAUCAAAUCUCUCUCAUCAAGUUGUUGGAUCCCUUCGUUGAUGGAUGAGGCCGAGAAAUGGAUUCUUGUAUCCUGGGUGUUCAAAGAGGCCAAGCCAUUUCAAGAUGCCUCGAUUUACCUCGAGUCUGAGAGUACAGGAAUUGUUAGCUUCAGUGGACUUCCUGGGACCCACGCUAUACAAGAUGCGAUCAACAGUUCCCGACGAGCGCUGAUUUCAGGAAUCAUCAAGUCCAUGAAUAAUCUUUUUUCAACGCUACGAGACGGCCCCAAGCAAUGUUCUGAGGGGUGUGACUGUGCGCUACUUGGCGCUCUGACUAAAGGAAUGCAUCGAAUCGGAAUUCUGUCACUGAAUUCGACUUCCAGCUUUGAGGGGAUCAGCUUUACUCAAUUGGCGCACGACUACAGUGCAGCAUAUCUGGAAAGGUUGCUCCUCUGUUAA